Messenger RNA from Lycium barbarum (goji berry), 1040 nucleotides. RefSeq names its product SPX domain-containing protein 3-like. The record is from RefSeq and is a predicted model, not a curated record. The transcript is spliced from 3 exons. Gene Ontology annotation, biological process: cellular response to phosphate starvation. Bases 104 to 898 code for a protein of 264 amino acids. NCBI's taxonomy places the organism in Eukaryota, Viridiplantae, Streptophyta, Magnoliopsida, Solanales, Solanaceae.
UAUAUAUUAUCUCCUCUUCUCCCUCAAUAUAUUUAUUUUCCCAUAGUAUAGGAUUUCUUUCUCAAAUUUAGACCAAGGGGUAAUUUUAUUUAAGAUAAGAGAAAUGAAGUUUGGGAAGAGAUUGAAGCAACAAAUUGAAGAAACAUUACCAGGGUGGGGUGACAAGUUCUUGUCAUAUAAGGACUUGAAGAAAUUGGUGAAGUUGAUAUCUUCAUGUGCUCCACCAAUGAUGAGUGGGUCAUUGGAAUAUGGUAAGGCAGAGGCUGAGUUUGUGUAUUUGUUGAAUAAUGAGAUUGACAAGUUCAAUGCUUUCUUUAUGGAACAAGAAGAGGAUUUCAUUAUUCGACAUAAGGAGUUGCAACAGAGGAUAGGGAGAGUGAUUGAUACUUGGGGCCCAAAUGGGAGUCAACCCUCUGAGACUGAUUACAAAGAAGAAUUGGCAAAGAUCAGAAAAGACAUUGUUGAUUUUCAUGGUGAAAUGGUCCUCUUAAUCAACUAUAGUAACAUCAACUAUACAGGGUUGGCUAAAAUACUGAAGAAGUAUGACAAGAGAACAGGAGGAUUACUGCGGUCACCGUAUAUACAGAAGGUGCUACAGCAGCCAUUCUUCACAACAGAUCUGAUAUCAAAGCUGGUAAAAGAGUGUGAAAGCACCAUAGAUUCAGUGUUUCCACCUCCUUGUGAUGAAGAAAGAACACUAGUAUUAGGAUCAGCAAAUAUAGGGGUUGCAGGGGAAGGAAUAUUUAGGAACACAGUAGCAGCUCUUCUCACUAUGCAAGAAAUCAGAAAAGGCAGCUCUACUUAUGGCCGUUUCUCUUUGCCACCGCUCAACUUGCCUGAAACUGAUGUAAUUCAGUCAAAUUCCUUGCAGAUUAAUUCUCCCAUAGCUAUACCCUAGCAAGUUUUAUGCAUUAUAUAUGUUGCACACUUGCACUUAUAUAUCAGUAUUUAUUAGCAGUAACACGAUUGUCUUUUUUAAUUUGGUAGUAGUAUGUAAACUAACUAGUGAUGGUAUUAUGUAAGCAAGUUGUUUUAAUUAA